AUGGCACAACGCUUCCUCACUUUGGAGGCAGCAAUUGACCUUUUGUUCAGCCUUCCCGAUGACGAACGCGAAGUCUCUCUGGAUGCCCGGCCCGUGCUUAUUCCGAUUCUGUCGUCAGUGAUCUGCUUUCCAAUUGUGGCCCUGGCUGUGAUCUGUGCACUGCGCUACCGGGCACUCAGACUGCGUCGCAAGGAACAUCUAAGGAGGCUUCGGGGAGGAGGGAUGCGGGCGGCACGGCUGGAGAUCCCUGGUAGGCGAAGUGAGAGGCCUUCUUUCUUUUCACGUGACUCUUCAUCUGGAGACACAAGCUCUCGGCCUCCAAACAAUAUCGAAGCAGACCCGCGAACUACUGGACCUGUGGCCUCGUCUUCAUCGUCUUCAUCAGGAGACAACUACGAAGACGAGUUGGAGUUCACUCGUGAGUUGGCGUCCAGUAAGCGGAAGUCUCUGGCCGGAAGCGGGUCUCGUCGAAACAGCCGUGUUACUUUCGGUGCUGCGGCGGCCAUCUUGCAGGUUCCCGGCCUUCCCAGCCCACUGUCCGGCUCGCCCAAAUCUGGGUCACCACAUUCAGCUUCACCGCGUUCAUGCUCACCUCGCUCAAGCCUGUACCCUCGCUCUGGCUCAGUUAGCUUCUACGCCGAGCCGAGCUUCAUCCUGGACGUAGUGAAUGACUACGACGAUGACGCAGAUGACGAGGACGACUUGGAGGCUACCGACUGUGGUGCGGAUGCAAGGUAGCCGCGGCGAGGCGGCGCCGAUACCACCGCCGCCUGCUUUGUGGUGCUGCCCCGUUCAGGGUCGUCUCGAAUUGAAACUGCUUUUUCGUCCAGCAGCGGGAUGCUGGAGACGCUGCUUUGACCAUGCCUCCUAGGAACAGUGCAGCGUCUUGCAGUGCAAAAAAAAAGUGCUGUGCAAGCACGAUUGGAGCAACGUUUGGGACACAGAAAAAAGGGGAAAGUGCGUGUAACGCUUUUAAGCGACAAGGUUUAGUAGUAAUGCAGAGCCCAACAAUGUUCGAGCAUAUUAAUAAAUGUUCGGCUAAACAACAACAUA
Messenger RNA from Rhipicephalus microplus (southern cattle tick), 1053 nucleotides. RefSeq lists its product as uncharacterized. The record is from RefSeq and is a predicted model, not a curated record. Lineage: Eukaryota; Metazoa; Arthropoda; Arachnida; Ixodida; Ixodidae.